CUUCACUUGGAGGAAGAAAAAAAGUUUGACAUAAAUUUCUGAAAUUACCAAGCAAGUCAUCCAAUUUCUCCCCCCCUACCAACAAUCGUCUAAAGAGAAAGUACUGCAUACUGUCCGAGAAAAUUGACUUGCGACAAUGGACGGGAUAUCCCAGAACAUUCAGACUUCAGGAUUUACUCUGGACUUGGGUCCCUUGAAAGAGCCCUUGGCAUUUAUUAGAGUGCUCGAAUGGAUCUUCUCCAUAUUUGCCUUCGCUACGGCGUCGGGUUAUGCCGGCGCUACGAGCAUCAAUGUGCAGUGCCAGGGUAGCAGCACCAGCCAAGAAAUCACUGCUGUCUUUAACUACCCGUUCAGGCUGAUGGCCCAUCCAUACAUCGUCCCCUCCUGUAACAACGACUCUAGUACUAUCCAGCUCUAUCUGACCGGCGACCACUCCUCCUCAGCUGAGUUCUACGUCUGUAUCGGGGUGUUUGCCUUCCUCUACAGCACCGCCAGCCUGGUGAUCUACCUGGGCUACCAGCACGUCUACAGGCAGACCAGCCGUGGCCCCAUUGUGGACCUGCUGUUGACAGCAGCCUUCACCUUCCUGUGGCUGGUGUCCUCCUCUGCCUGGGGUAAAGGCUUGACUGACGUGAAGUGGGCUACCAGCCCCUCUAACCUGGUAGGCUUAAUCUCCACCUGCAAGGACGUCGGUAACAAGUGCACACCAGGAGCAGUGCCUCACAUGGGGCGACUCAACUCCUCUGUGGUCUUUGGAUUCCUCAACCUGAUAUUGUGGGGUGGUAACUGCUGGUUCAUCUUUAAGGAGACGCCCUUCCACAAGUCAGCCAACCCCCUUGGUGACGCCGAGGAGGGUUUAGGUGUCAGGCCCAUGACUUCCUAACUGAGCAGCAGUUCCCUGCUGUCAACGGCUACGUUCCAGACUGCAUGCAAAGCAGUUGCACUGCACCAAUUAACCAAUCUUGGGGGCGAAUCUUAACUUUGACACAUAUUUGUAGUCAUCGAUGCCAAUGGUAGACUAUGUGCCUUUGUGGAAGUGAAGAUUUGCCCCUACUGUGAUUUCUGAUUUGUUAAACACUUGUGUGUUUUGAGGUGUGUUUUGAGAUUUCGUGUGUGUGCUUUUUGCAGCCGAUCUGUACCCGGGCCUGAAAUUCCCUCCAAGUAGUUCCUACAUUAUACCGUUUUCAAAUGCCUUGUAAAGUCGCAUGUCUCAUUCGGUGCAAAACGCUGCUUAGAAAUGUCUUCUAGUAGGUUAUUAAGUUGGAAACAGUUUCUUUUCAUGCAUUGACAACGCCACGUUUAUUAUUUCAAAGUGUUCAAAGUGGUCCAUUUUUAAUCUAAAUAGGUACAAAUACGGAAUGGGGGAACGCCAUACAUUUAGGUCAGAACUAGUUUUGUUUCAUGCAGGUAAUUGUUUAGUUUAACAGUAUAUCCAACGAUCAAAUGCAUCCCUCCGUUUAUUCAGAGUCAAGACGUGUGAAUUUCUUUUGUUGAUCAAACUUUUAUUUUUUUUUUUCGUUUUAUGCUGUUACUUUGAGGAUGGUUUAGUGUUUUUGUUGUGUAUAUAUAUAAAAAAAAAAGUGCUUAUAUCAAUGUUACAACAAGAAUAACAAGCUGUUAUUCUCUCACUGCUUGUUAUUUGGCAAAUUAAAAUAAUUAUUCACUCUGUUU
This is a messenger RNA of Oncorhynchus tshawytscha (Chinook salmon), 1671 nucleotides long. RefSeq names its product synaptophysin-like protein 2. Bases 137 to 883 code for a protein of 248 amino acids. The transcript is spliced from 6 exons. Gene Ontology annotation, cellular component: synaptic vesicle; synaptic vesicle membrane. The record is from RefSeq and is a predicted model, not a curated record. NCBI's taxonomy places the organism in Eukaryota, Metazoa, Chordata, Actinopteri, Salmoniformes, Salmonidae.